AUGACCACCCUCCUCCCCUUCCUCCUCUCCCUUCCCUUCCUACCAAUAACAUCAACAACCCCAACCUCAACCCUCAACAUAGCAGCCCACCAAGACGACACCAUCCUCUUCCAAAGCCCCUCUCUAAUCCGCAGCCUCCACUUCCUCACCACCAAUACCACCGCCCAAAGCCCAAAGUCUCCCCGCCAUCUAACCAUCUUCCUCACCGCCGGCGACGCCGGCAACACAUCCACCUACUGGCUCUCUCGCGAGUCCGGAAUCCGCGCAUCCUACGCGACCAUGCUCUCCGCACCAAACACCUGGAUCGAGAGCUCCACCGACGCAGAGGUCCCGGGCCAUAGCGUGGCGAUGUUCACGCUAUCCACGUACCCUGUUUCGUUGGCUUUCUUGCGUCUUCCGGAUGGGUUCUUGGAUGGGAGGGGGUUUGAGAGGACGGGGAAUCGGAGUCUGAGGAGGUUGUGGGACGGGGAGGUUCAGAGUUUACAGGCUUUAGCUGUUGAUGGGUUGGGAGAAGAUGGAGGUAGAGAGGGAGGGGGGAAGGGAGAGGUGUAUACGAAUGAGACGGUGGUGAGUGUGCUAGGCGGCCUGGUGAGAGCGUUCAAGCCCGAGGUAGUGAGUUUGCAGAAUUACAAGAGCGGGGAGGGAGACCAUAGUGAUCAUUUCUACGGGGCGAGGUUCGCAAGGGAGGCGGUUCGGUGGGCGUUUCCUGAUUAUGAUUCUGGCUCUGGCUCUGGGGAGGGAGGGGUGAAGGUUAUAGGCUACGUUGGAUAUCCGGUCAUCGAGCGGCCGGAGAACGUAAGGGGGGAGGAGCUGGAGGAGAAGAACGCGGCGUUCUAUGCGUACGCGAAGCAUGACUGGAUGACUUGUGAGAGUGACGAGGAUUGCGUGGGGAAAUAUGAGGUGCGGUGGUUGACGAGGGAGUAUACCAUCUGA
Aspergillus steynii IBT 23096 is the source of this 933-nucleotide messenger RNA. RefSeq lists its product as uncharacterized. NCBI's taxonomy places the organism in Eukaryota, Fungi, Ascomycota, Eurotiomycetes, Eurotiales, Aspergillaceae. The transcript has a single exon. The record is from RefSeq and is a predicted model, not a curated record. The coding region runs from base 1 to 933 and encodes 310 amino acids.